Molecule: messenger RNA, 1539 nt
Organism: Toxorhynchites rutilus septentrionalis
Lineage: Eukaryota; Metazoa; Arthropoda; Insecta; Diptera; Culicidae
Product: putative zinc finger protein 66
Exons: 1
Coding region: 60-1316 (418 amino acids)
Biological process (GO): regulation of transcription by RNA polymerase II
Cellular component (GO): nucleus
Molecular function (GO): RNA polymerase II cis-regulatory region sequence-specific DNA binding; DNA-binding transcription activator activity, RNA polymerase II-specific
Source: RefSeq, a predicted model, not a curated record
UUUUGCACUUGUACUGCAUUAUCAUCGCUCAGUUUAUCCCGGCAAGUGCUCGCGCUAGCAUGUCAGCUACAAUUCUCGCUCAUCUCAACGCAGCCGAGGUGGCAGACGAGGAUGUUUUGAGCCGUGACGAAAACAGUGUGAUCUGGGAGGAGAUUCCGGUCGAUAAUGACCUGCUCACGCCCGAAGACGAUGAACAAUUUGUGGAUUUCGUACGGUUGGAUGGUAACGCGGUGCUAGAUUCAAUCAAAGCCGAUGGAAGAGACAGUCUAUACGCGAACGAUAGUAUUGAUUCGUCCGCGGAGGAGAACGAGGAUACGUUAUGUAACGGGAAGGAGAAGCGAACAGCGCCUAUUGAGGGCGUGGAAAAUUCGACGCGUAAGAGCGAAACGCCAAAUAAUGAGUCCAAGUAUAAAUGUGGCGUUUGCUUGCUGAGAUUCAAGGUAAAGGCACAUUUGGUGAGACAUAUGCUGUUCAAACAUCGCCUGGACGGUAUUCAUAAGUCUGAAAAAAUCUAUAGUCGUUGCCGUCGAUGCAACGAACUGUUCAAAAGCACCUUAGAGUUAGAAAAACACCUCAAGACAAUUCACAAGACCACAUUUUUCUGCGACAUCUGUUUGCGUUUGUUUGUCACCGAAAGUUCGCUGCAUCGCCACCGGAAGCACCAUGUCGGCAUCAACCCAUUCGUGUGCGAUGUUUGCAACAAGCAAUGCAAGAGUUCCAGCCACAUGCAUUUUCACCGCAGAACUCACUUCACCGCGGACCAUGGUUAUACCUGUGAUCAUUGCAACAAACGGUUCUCAUCGUCCGGAAACUGCCAGAAGCAUAUUGCUCGUGUUCAUACGCAUGAAAAACGCCACAAGUGUUCAGAGUGUCCGGAAGCUUUUAUAUAUCCGCGUCAGCUGAAGAUUCACCGGAAACAAGCGCACGUGUCGGACAAAUACGGUGCAAACGAUUGCGAAGAUUGCAAAUUGCAUUUUAAGUCGCCCUCAGAGCUUAGGAAGCACCAGCAAAACGUUCACUAUGUGAAGGAUCGUCGCCACGCAUGUGACCAGUGUUCAGCCAGAUUCAAACAAUCUGGCCACCUAAAGACGCACAAAUUAACUCACACGGGAAGUAAACCGUUCGGUUGUGAUCUUUGUGGUAAGCGAUUUCUCACCAACAGUGAUCUGAAAGUUCAUCAACGUGGGAAGCACAAAAGAUUGAAACCGUUCAGCUGUGAGCUCUGUCCGAAGACCUUCAUCGUCGGACAUCUGCUCAAUAAACACCGGAAGAAGGUGCAUAAUGAUGUGAAAAGUGAGAUAAAUUUAGAGUGUUAAACGAGUUCAAUUUUCGUAGAAUGUGGAGAAAAAACUCAAGGACAAUAAGCGAACCAAGUUGGUUCUUGCAAAAAAUAGAGUUCCUGCCUAUUGCAUUCGUCAGAAAAAUGAUGAUUGCAAACUAAUUGAUAGACUCUUAUCGCCUUGCAUUCACUUUUGUUAUCAAAAGUGCAAACUUUAAUCAGAUAGCGAAUGUUGUGUCUGCAAUAAAACGUUGUUUACU